Diatraea saccharalis (sugarcane borer) is the source of this 2772-nucleotide messenger RNA. Lineage: Eukaryota; Metazoa; Arthropoda; Insecta; Lepidoptera; Crambidae. The record is from the annotation of a GenBank genome assembly.
GUCCAGAUCGUGAGAUUCGUCACUCAUAUCAGUCUUAAUUCUUUCUUUUUCAGUUUAUCCUUUUAAUCUCAUCUAUUGUUUAUAUACUGUAAAAUAGAAACCUUUACUAACGAAAUAUAGUUUUACUUAGCAAACCACAAAACUGUGGUGUGUAUUACUGACGUAGCCAGUUGAUAUUAUCUCUUGCAAUGGUAGCUUGCCAAACAGCUUUUCUUCCCCACCUGAGAGUGCAUCUGUAACGAUGUGACACGUCGAAAUUGUCAAGCCAUCGUUACUUUCCCUCGCGUGCACUGCGAUUCGAGGCUAUUACUCAAUCUGCCGUUGUGCAAAGAAUCGUCUACAAGUCGGCAAUGUUUCUCAACGGUAGUCAAUGAUUUGCGAGUGCUCAUGUCGGUCGUAUUGUAAGAGCAGACUUCGUAUGUAAGCUAAGUGAGAAGUGUUAUGUGCUCGGAUAUUGUGUUGUGAUGGUGGAGCGUGACGGUAUGCGGCGUGGCAGCAGUGGCGGCUGCGGAUGGGGUGGCGGCUUGUUGGGACGCUGGUCCCUGCGCAGGCUGCUUCUGGACAGUCCUUUGGUGGGCAGGAGGCUUGCACAUACAGUUCUGGAUCAGGCGGAGUCGAGGCCGGCCAAGUCCAGUGCAGUCGAACAUCAGAGCAAACAUACACAAACUACGGUGGAACUUAUAGCGGAAGACGACGAAGGUGAUAUAUUAGAAUGUCCGCUGUGCCUGUCGGCGGUGUGCGGCGCGGGCGCGGUGCGGCUGGCGUGGUGCGCGCACCGGUGCUGCGAGCCGUGCCUGCGCCAGUACCUCGCCAUCGAGAUAUUCGAGGCGCGCGUGCCGGUCAACUGUCCGGUGUGCCACGAGAACAUGCACCCGCUAGACGUCCGGCGCAUCCUCGACAACCCUGUGUUGUACGAGAAGUACGAGGAGUUCUCUGUGCGGCGCGCCCUCGCCGCCGACCCCGACACCAGGUGGUGCCCCGCGCCCGACUGCAGUUUCGCAGUGGUGGCGACGGGGUGCGCUUCGUGCCCGAAGCUGACGUGCCUGGCGCCGGGGUGUGGCGCGUCGUUCUGCUACCACUGCAAGGCGGCCUGGCACCCCACGCAGACCUGCGACGCCGCCCGCCGCAGCCGCCAACCGCAGCCCCGCGCCCCGCAACCCUCGCACGCGGACCUCGACCAUGGUGAGGUGAAACCGUGCCCCCGCUGUUCCGUGUUGAUCGUGAAGGUGGAGGACGGCUCGUGCAACCACAUGGUGUGCUGCGUGUGCGGCGCGGAGUUCUGCUGGCUCUGCAUGAAGGAAGUCUCAGAUUUGCACUACCUCAGCCCGUCCGGGUGCACGUUCUGGGGCAAGAAGCCGUGGUCGCGCAAGAAGAAGCUGCUGUGGCAGCUGGGCACGCUGGCGGGCGCGCCGCUCGGCAUCGCCGUGGUGGCGGGCGUGGCGCUGCCCGCGCUGCUCGUGGGCCUGCCGCUGUGGGCGGGCCGCCGCGCCCACCGCCGCCUGCGCCGCGCCUCGCCCGCCCGCCGCCGCGCCGCCGUGGCCGCCGCCGUCGCCGCCGCCCUGGUGGUGUCCCCGCUGGUGGCGGGCCUGGCGGUGGGCAUCGGCGUGCCCAUCCUGCUGUUCUACGUGUACGGCGUCGUGCCCGUGUCGCUGUGCCGCGCCGGCGGCUGCGCGCCCCCCGCGCCCCCCCGCCCGCACCGGUUCGACGACCCCGAGCCCGACAACGCCUCCCGGAGACUGGAGCCCAGCAUAGGUGACGCGUCCCUGUCGGCGGGCAGUGCGCACGCGGAGGCGCGCGCCCCCUCGCUGGCCGCGCUGGCGGGCUCCCUGGGGGGCCCCUCCGCGCCCUCCCCCUCCCCCGCGCCCGCGCGCCGCCUGCAGGUCACCGCCGACGUGCUCGACCCCGCGCCCUCCACCUCCUCCUCCUCGUCCACCGCCGCCUCUUCCACCGCGCGCCUGCGCAGCCUGUUCCUGUACGGAGCCGCCGCGCCCGCGCCCGAGCCCGACCUCGAGGCCGGCGCGUGCCCCGCGCCCCCCUCCCCGUGCCCCUGCCCCGCGCCCGCCCCCGCCCCCCCCCCUGCGCCCUGGACGUCGGCGACGACUCGUAACCGAGGAGCCUGGCCCGGCCGGCGCCGUCCCCCUGUGCUCCCUCGGGCCCGCCCGUCCUGAGCUGCGACGUUCCGAGUGGUCCAUUGAACAUUCACGAUUCUCUGGUGUGGCGCGUUCGAGAUGAAUCUUAAUUUUUGAGCACGAGACUCUGGUGCGAAAUCGACCGGGACGCCGCGGCGAGCGAAGCUCGUCCGUAUGUCGUCUGGAACGUCGAAGUUCAGACCGCCGGUUCUCGGGCCCGGCGGGUGUCGGCGGUUCCCGGGCCGCGCGUGUGUGCGUCGGCGUGGGCCGUGGCUGAUGUUCUCCGGCACGAUAUCCGUGCCGUUGCGUGCCGUUCGUCCGACGAUCGCGGACUUUGUGCCAAUGUAGGAGGGGCCCGGGGCGGAGGGGAGGAGGGAUGGGCCGCGCGCCCGUCGGCCGGACGUCCGCGGGCCGCUGAGAUAGAUGCUUCGCGCUUCCAGUGCAGUGUUAUUCUAUCCGAUAUUUGUGAUACUUUGAAUAAUAAUUACUAUUAAUGAUCUAAAUUAUUUAAUUUUUCACGUUUGUAGGCAAAAGUAACGAUAAGCGAUGAAUAUUUACGUUGUGAAUUAUAUAAAUGUAAACAAUUAUUAAAAUGUGAUUAUAACUAAAUAUUUCUUUCAUUACAUUGUAUCUUGUAUAUCAA